AUGACCCAGCUGUCUACAUACAAAGAGAAGACUGUCGAAGCUGUGAGGACAUCCCUGUUGAUCGUGAUGCUUCUUGGCUUCUGCUUCUUCCUGUACUUCAUAAAAAGUUUGUUGAGCGUCUAUUUCACCACCGAACACAUCCGAGAUAACUCCCGCUACAUCCUCUUUGCCCACAUGCUCAUCACGGAUACGGUGUAUCUGUUUUUAUGUUUCUUUCUGGCGGCCUGUUCACUCUACUUCGUGUAUCUCCCAUUUUCAGUCUGUUACACAACCGUAGCUGCAACUACGACUUCUUUCAUUGUGACUCCAUACAACCUGGCCGUUAUGUCACUGGAACGCUACGUGGCCAUCUGCUUCCCGCUGAGACACGCAGAAAUUUGCAGCGUGCAGAAUACCUGCAUUGCCGUGGCAGUCAUGUGGGUAGUGGGUUUGGUCUCUCCGACUGCCGAGCUCAUAGUUUUGCUGCUUUUGGUUAAAAAGGACGUUUUCUCCCUGAAGGUCCAAUGUAGUUCUAUGGCAAUAAUGAUAGUUCCACCACAAAAUUCCUUAAGAUUCCUCAGCAUUGUACUCAGCCUCUCGGCGGUUGGGACGAUCCAUAUGUUGACGUAUAUUAAGGUCGUCAUCGCGGCCAAGAAAGUGAGCUCAGGUACUUCAUCAGCCUCGAAAGCGGGACGCACUGUCAUGCUCCACGCCUUCCAGCUACUAUUGUGUAUGACUUCUCUCUUCUCCUCGUUCAUCGACAUGACCUUCGCUGACAGCAUCGUCUUCCUGCGCAUGGCUUUCUUUUUUGUGUUCAUGUUCCUGCCGCGGUUCCUCAGUCCUUUGAUUUAUGGGUUACGUGACGAGGUCUUCCGCAAGUAUCUAAAAAAGUUACGCUCAAAAUAA
Molecule: messenger RNA, 885 nt
Organism: Nanorana parkeri
Lineage: Eukaryota; Metazoa; Chordata; Amphibia; Anura; Dicroglossidae
Product: olfactory receptor 52A5-like
Exons: 1
Coding region: 1-885 (294 amino acids)
Biological process (GO): G protein-coupled receptor signaling pathway
Cellular component (GO): membrane
Molecular function (GO): G protein-coupled receptor activity
Source: RefSeq, a predicted model, not a curated record